AUGGCCCGGGGCGAGGCCCCCCAGCUCCGCCUGAGCCUGGCCCCGCCACCCGGCCCCGGGCCCGGGGAUGCCCCCCAGCCCGAGCUGGUGGCGCUCACGGCAGUGCAGAGUGAGCGGGGCGAGGCGGGGGCGGGCUCCCCGCGCCGCCUGGGGCUCCUGGGCAGCCCCCUGCCUCCGCAGCCGGGGCCCGGCUCCGGCUCCGGCUCCGCCUCGGGCUGCGGCCAGCGCUCCACCGCUGCCCAAAAGCGCUAUCGCCGUCUGCAGAACUGGGUCUACAACGUGCUCGAGCGACCCCGUGGCUGGGCCUUCACCUACCACGUCUUCAUAUUCUUGCUGGUCUUUAGCUGCCUGGUAUUGUCAGUGCUGUCCACCAUUCAGGAGCACCAGGAGCUUGCCAAUGAAUGUCUACUCAUUUUGGAGUUUGUGAUGAUUGUGGUAUUCGGUAUGGAGUACAUCAUUCGCGUCUGGUCUGCCGGCUGCUGCUGCCGCUACAGAGGCUGGCAGGGGCGCUUCCGAUUCGCCCGGAAACCAUUCUGUGUCAUCGACUUCAUCGUGUUUGUGGCCUCGUUGGCCGUCAUCGCGGCUGGUACCCAGGGGAACAUCUUUGCCACGUCUGCCCUGCGGAGCAUGCGCUUCCUGCAGAUUCUGCGCAUGGUGCGCAUGGACCGCCGUGGAGGCACCUGGAAGCUGCUGGGCUCCGUGGUCUAUGCCCAUAGCAAGGAGCUGAUCACUGCCUGGUACAUUGGUUUCCUGGUCCUCAUCUUCGCCUCCUUCCUUGUCUAUCUGGCGGAGAAGGAUGCCAACUCUGACUUCUCCUCCUAUGCUGAUUCACUAUGGUGGGGCACGAUCACACUGACUACCAUCGGCUAUGGGGACAAGACCCCUCAUACGUGGUUAGGCCGGGUCCUGGCAGCCGGCUUUGCCUUACUGGGUAUCUCCUUCUUCGCCCUGCCUGCUGGCAUCUUGGGCUCCGGCUUUGCUCUAAAGGUUCAGGAACAGCAUCGCCAGAAGCACUUUGAGAAGCGCAGGAUGCCAGCAGCCAACCUCAUCCAGGCUGCAUGGCGCCUCUACUCCACUGACACAAGCCGAGCCUACCUGACAGCCACCUGGUACUACUACGACAGCAUCCUCCCAUCCUUCAGAGAACUGGUAAUAUUAUUUGAGCACGUGCGGCGGGCCCGUAACGGGGGCCUGUGGCCCGUGGAGGUGCGGAGGCCGCCCGCACCCACUGGAGCGCCCACCCGAUAUCAGACUUUCGCCACCUGCCACCGGCCGGGCAGCGCCUCCUAUUGCCCUGGCGAAAGCACUAAGAUGGGCAUCAAGGACCGUAUCCGAAUGAACAGUGCUCAGCGCCAGUGUGGAAGAACUAAGCAGCACCUGGCCCCCCCAUCCCGAACCUCCCCGGGAAGUGAGAGUGAGAAUGUGAGUGUGGGAGAGCCCACCAGCCCCACAAAGGUCCAGAAGAGCUGGAGCUUCAAUGACCGGACCCGUUUCCGGGCAUCGCUGAGGCUCAAGACCCGGGCAUCGGCAGAGGAGGGCCCCUCUGAAGAUGUGACGGAGGAGAAGGGUUACCAGUGUGAGCUCACCGUGGACGAUGUCAUACCUGCCAUCAAGACGGUGAUCCGGUCUGUCCGGAUCCUGAAAUUCCUUGUAGCCAAGAGGAAGUUCAAGGAAACUCUCAGGCCCUAUGAUGUGAAGGAUGUUAUUGAACAGUACUCAGCCGGCCACCUCGACAUGCUGGGCAGGAUCAAGAGUCUGCAGACCCGUGUGGACCAGAUCGUGGGCCGGGGCAGUGGGGAUCGUGGAGACCGGAAGUCCCGCGAGAAGGUAGAAAAGGCUCCCUCGGAUUCUGGAGAAGCCGGGGACGAGAUCAGCAUGCUGGGCCGCGUGGUUAAGGUGGAGAAGCAGGUGCAGUCCAUCGAACACAAGCUGGACUUGCUGCUGGGUUUCUACUCCCGGUGCCUGCGGGCGGGAGCGGCGUCAUCUGCCAGCCUGGGCACCGUGCAGGUGCCCCUCUUCGACCCGGACAUCACGUCGGACUACCACAGCCCCGCGGACGCCGAGGACAUCUCUGUGUCCGCGCAGACGCUCAGCAUCUCUCGAUCGGCCAGCGCCAACAUGGACUGAGGGAGGCUCCCCACGACCCAGGGAUGGCACCUGGACUGGCACCCGGCCUGGCACGGGCCCAAUGGCCCCAGGCUCACCUGCCUGUCUGCCUGCCUACCCUCCCACCAUCCGAUCUUACUUGAACAGGCCUUCCUUCCUGAGACUCUCCUAGCACGGAACUACUGAGCUGCCAGGAUGGGGGAGGCCCCCACAGCAGGCAUCUCGUGGGCCCCAGGUGCCCCAGGCUGGGCAACCUCCCUCAACCUUCGUUCCCCAACUCCAGAUGCCGGGCCCACCUCCGGUCCCAUAGCCAGGCAGAUGGGCCCUGCCAGCUUUGCCAAGGGGGCCCUUGAGACAAUGGAGGGCCAUCCCAAAGCCUGUGACUCUAGUGCCCGCAGGGGAGCUGAGGGGCGAGCCCUUCCCCCCUUCCCCUCCCAACAGCCACGUGGCACCACAGGCUCCCCAGACGCCUAGGUCCCAGAGCCAGGAUCGCUCUAACAGCUAUGCAAGAUUGAUUCUCUCUCACACCCCUCCCCGGAGGGCAAGUUCUGGGGAAGGCCCCAGCACUGUCAGGAAUGCUGACACCCUUUCCCACUCCCCCGGGUCCUCUGCAGGUCCCACCUCAAAGCACAGUGAUCCCACCCCAGCGGGUGGGCACCAUAUAUGCAAUCCACAUUAAAUAUGCAACUUUUGGGGCUGGACAGGGUCCCUUGGGGGCCACACUCCCAGCCCAAGCUGGUCUCAGGCUGCCUCCCCGAGCUCUGUCCAGCCCCACCGGGCUGGGGCCUGGGGUGCUUGCUAGCAUGGCCAGGGCCUCUUUUCCCCACUGGGGCACAAGGAUGGUUGGGGGCCUUAUGGGCUGAGCCCCAGUCCUUCACCUCUCUUCCAGGACCCUCUUCAAGGGCAGUCAGCUCCCCAGUUGUCAGGGGAAGAGCAGCCCCUCCCCAAACAAAAACAAAAACACACAUUGAUUCCUUUCCCAUCCACGGUUUCUUCCAGGAGCCCCAGUGAUGGACAAUUUGAAAAUGUGGUUGUUUGCUGUCCCAGGGAAGUACCUCCUUGAGCCCCUAAGGGGGCGGGGAGGGCGCAAACUGAAUGGAACCUACCUGAUCCGCAGUACCCUUACAGCUGGUCCCCAUUUGGCAGGUUUGAAGACAAGCUGUCUCCUUUCUGACCAGGAUAUUAUUUUCUUAAGAAACUGUUUCUGCUAGUAUCCUCUGUGCCCCUAACCCCAGAGCAAAGCGGGGCAGCUUGGCCCAAGGACCCCGGCAAGAGGGUGGGCAGCUCAGAGGGAGCAGCCUCAAGCCCCAACCCAGAGAGUGGCUCACCGCACACACUCCCACUCUGAAUGCAAGAAAGCUCCCCCAGGAUCUGCCCUCCAGCUGCUACCGCUUCCCUGGCAUGUGCCCAUUCUCUGGCCCCAGAGCCUUCUUGGAAACAUAACUUCAUAGAUCUCCCCCAUCACACAGAUGUGCCCUACAGAAGGGUGAGGGGAUGAAGGGAGACAGGGUCCCCCUCCCUCCCCAAGGAGGGCAGCGCCUGGUGCCUGCCCUGUGCCAGGGAAGGACUUUGCAUCUCACACCCAGGGGCCCUGCAUGCACCCCUGCUUGGGCUGGGGGGGACAUGGCUUCCCUCCCUUGCUGCACUCUCCCUCCCACCUCCGCAUGCCCUCUGCAUGUGGUGCUAUCUUCGCACCAGGAGCCUGCCCACCUCCGGCCCUUCUGUGCCCUUCUCUGCACUGACCCCAAGAAUUCUCCUUUGACCCAGAGAUGGAACUGAGGCUGAGACCCUCUGACCAAAUGAAAGCCCAGACUAGUCCCCCCUCCCCAUUCCCCACCGCGAUCGAGGUUCCCCCACCAACCUAGUUCUCGGACAUGCAAGUACCUCACUUUGUUAACUUCAUUAACUUAUUGGUUUCAUUAAAGUUUUCAGUAGAAGGUG
Antechinus flavipes (yellow-footed antechinus) is the source of this 4047-nucleotide messenger RNA. RefSeq names its product potassium voltage-gated channel subfamily Q member 4 (gene KCNQ4). The transcript has 14 exons. Bases 1 to 2127 code for a protein of 708 amino acids. Gene Ontology annotation, cellular component: membrane. Lineage: Eukaryota; Metazoa; Chordata; Mammalia; Dasyuromorphia; Dasyuridae. Gene Ontology annotation, molecular function: voltage-gated potassium channel activity. Gene Ontology annotation, biological process: transmembrane transport; potassium ion transport. The record is from RefSeq and is a predicted model, not a curated record.